Molecule: messenger RNA, 744 nt
Organism: Vigna radiata var. radiata (mung bean)
Lineage: Eukaryota; Viridiplantae; Streptophyta; Magnoliopsida; Fabales; Fabaceae
Product: LEAF RUST 10 DISEASE-RESISTANCE LOCUS RECEPTOR-LIKE PROTEIN KINASE-like 2.5
Exons: 1
Coding region: 1-744 (247 amino acids)
Biological process (GO): protein phosphorylation
Molecular function (GO): protein tyrosine kinase activity; ATP binding
Source: RefSeq, a predicted model, not a curated record
AUGAAUGAGGUUGCUAGUAUCAGUAGAACUUCUCAUGUUAAUGUUGUCCAACUUCUUGGAUUCUGUUUAGAAGGAAAGAAGAAAGCCCUUAUUUAUGAAUUCAUGCCUAAUGAUUCCCUGGACAAGUUUAUCGGUAAUAAGGGACUAGAAAGCACUUCAUCCUUGAGUUGGGAUAAUCUGUUGCAAAUUGCAAAAGGGAUAGCUAGAGGACUAGAGUACCUGUUUGACAUAAAACCACAUAACAUUCUUUUGGAUGACAACUUCUGUCCCAAGAUAUCAGAUUUGUCCUGGGAAAGAGAGCACUAUUUCAGUUUCAGAUGCGAGAGAAACAAUAGGAUAUGUAGCUCCAGAAGUGUGCAACAAACAUUUUGGUGGAGUUUCACAAAAAUCUUAUGUGUAUAUGAUGCUACUAGAAAUAGUGGGAGUGAGAAUAAUAUUAAUGAUGAAGCUACUGAAACAAGUGAAUACUUCCCAGAUUGGAUAUACCGAAAGCUGGAGCAAGACCAAGAUUUGAGAAGUGAUGAUGUGAUAGGGACAAAAGAAAAAGAGACAGAAAGAAGAAUGAUUGCAGUUAGUUUCUGGUGCAUUCAAACGUUUCCAAAGGAUAGACCUACUCAUAGUAGAGUAAUAGAAAUGUUAGAAGGCAACAUGAAUUCACAAGAAAUUCCCCAAAACCUUCUUCUCCCACAAUUGGAUUGGUGUCAGAAUGGACUACUAGUUCCUUGCGGUCUGAGCAGAUGUUAA